Malassezia globosa CBS 7966 is the source of this 873-nucleotide messenger RNA. RefSeq lists its product as uncharacterized. The record is from RefSeq and is a predicted model, not a curated record. Gene Ontology annotation, molecular function: methionyl-tRNA formyltransferase activity. Gene Ontology annotation, biological process: biosynthetic process; conversion of methionyl-tRNA to N-formyl-methionyl-tRNA. NCBI's taxonomy places the organism in Eukaryota, Fungi, Basidiomycota, Malasseziomycetes, Malasseziales, Malasseziaceae. The transcript has a single exon. Bases 1 to 873 code for a protein of 290 amino acids. Gene Ontology annotation, cellular component: mitochondrion.
AUGCGCGUCUCACCUGUAAAACAACUCGCUGAGCAAAAGCAUGUACCUGUUUCGACUGUGCCAAAAGAAGGACUCGAGGCAUUUACUCUCCCACCAUCUAUUUGUGAAUCAAAAUCACCUCUGCUCAUAACAGCUUCAUUUGGACAUCGAAUUCCAACUUCUAUGUUGUCUCACUUCCCGUCGACAUCACUUGCGAUCAAUUUGCAUCCAUCCAUGCUUCCUGAUCUUAGAGGUGCAGCACCACUUCAAUGGGCAAUCGCACGACAGUAUACCCAGACAGGUAUUACUGUACAGCAAUUGCACCCAACACACUUUGAUCGUGGUGGUAUACUGAAACAAGUGAUCGUGAACAUACCAACUAGUUGCACAUACCCCGCACUUGUUGAGGAACUCGCGCCACGCGGUGCUGAGCUUCUGGUUGACGUUGUAGCAAGACUACCGGAAUGCCAUGCCCGUUUGAUCCCACAAGACUCAACACAUGCAACCCGAGCACCGAAACUAGCGCCACGUUUCUCACAGAUCCGAUGGGAUGCAUGGAAUGCGGCCAUGAUAGACGCGCGUAUGCGAGCGUUCGGAUAUACGCAGCCAUUAACAACGACGCUUAUACCUGCAACUUCUCAAUUUAGCCCUGCACCAUGCAUUAUUCAUGAAGGACAUGUGUUGUUGGAGACACCAUCGGAAGCGAAGAGCCUGGAGAAGCCUGGACAGGGCGUCUACGUCAGCCACGGAGGAUUCUUGGCGUUCAAAACUAUAUCAGGCAUGUAUGGCAUCACACGCAUACAGACACGAGGAAAACCAGCGCGCUUAUCACAGGAUUGGUGGCGCGGUUUCCGAGACCGAGCUGAUGACCAAGGCAGAAUUCAGUUUGCCUAA